Messenger RNA from Homalodisca vitripennis (glassy-winged sharpshooter), 385 nucleotides. RefSeq names its product longitudinals lacking protein, isoforms A/B/D/L-like. Bases 75 to 320 code for a protein of 81 amino acids. The record is from RefSeq and is a predicted model, not a curated record. The transcript is spliced from 2 exons. Lineage: Eukaryota; Metazoa; Arthropoda; Insecta; Hemiptera; Cicadellidae.
UUCGUUGCCACCAUAGAUCCUGAAUUCUCUUUAACCUAUUAUAUAGAAAAAUUAGAAGGUUACAAGACAUAUUUAUGGAUGUUUCAAACUUAGCAAGGAUUUCCGAGUGUUUGUCAUCCCAGUUGGCAGGCGCACCCAAGCUGUUUUACUGCUCGAGCUGUGGGCGUGGCUAUAAACGGAAGUACCACCUGACCGGUCACCAGCGCUACGAGUGCGGCAAAGAACCACAGUUCGAGUGUCCCCACUGUCCCUACCGGUGCAAACAGAGAGGCAACCUUCGCCGACACUUGUCCCUGCGGCACUCGCAGGUCACCAGUUGAUCGCUGCUGAAUUAUGUGUCAUUGAUGUUUCUUAAAUAUAUGGAACUGAUUACAAUGCAUUUGUA